AUGGCCAGUGGUGUACUGCAAAUCGUUGGAUUGGUAGUUGGAGGCAUUGGCUUAGCUGGGACUUUUGCAGUGACUGGCAUGCCUCAGUGGAGAGUAACUGCCUUCAUUGAAAACAACAUUAUAGUAUUUGAGACCAUUUGGGAAGGACUAUGGAUGCACUGUAUCAGACAAGCCAACAUCAGGAUGCAGUGCAAAGUCUACGACUCCCUCUUGGCACUUUCACCUGAUCUACAGGCAUCCAGAGGACUGAUGUGCUCUGCUUCAGCACUCUCAUUUCUUGCUUUUAUGAUAGCCAUUAUGGGCAUGAAGUGCACUCAGUGCACUGGGAACAAUGAGCGAAUCAAGGGUCACGUUCUGCUGGCAGCUGGAGUUCUCUUCAUCCUAUCUGGUAUUGUUGUGUUCAUCCCAGUGUGUUGGGUUGCCAAUACCAUCAUCAGAGACUUCUAUAAUCCAGUUGUCAACGUAGCACAAAAACGAGAACUUGGGGAGGCCCUCUACAUAGGCUGGGUAUCCGCAUUCUGUCUCAUCGCUGGGGGAGCAAUAUUCUGUUGCUUCUGCCGUUGUAAUGAGAAAACCAGAAACUACAGGUUCUCAGCGCCUUCACAUCAUACAUCUUACAAAACUCAUCAUAUGCAAAGGAAAACUGAAAGCUCAUAUUCCAAAAGUCAGUAUGUCUAG
Molecule: messenger RNA, 678 nt
Organism: Trachemys scripta elegans
Lineage: Eukaryota; Metazoa; Chordata; Testudines; Emydidae
Product: claudin-8-like
Exons: 1
Coding region: 1-678 (225 amino acids)
Biological process (GO): cell adhesion; bicellular tight junction assembly
Cellular component (GO): bicellular tight junction; plasma membrane
Molecular function (GO): structural molecule activity
Source: RefSeq, a predicted model, not a curated record